This is a messenger RNA of Cuculus canorus (common cuckoo), 17978 nucleotides long. It is a transcript of the gene SMIM38, whose product is annotated as small integral membrane protein 38. Bases 16358 to 16489 code for a protein of 43 amino acids. NCBI's taxonomy places the organism in Eukaryota, Metazoa, Chordata, Aves, Cuculiformes, Cuculidae. The transcript is spliced from 3 exons. The record is from RefSeq and is a predicted model, not a curated record.
GCCAUCAAACUCAACCCUUUAAAUUAAGGAAAAUAUCUUGAUUGAGACCCUCCUCGGUGACUAUUAAACUUUUGCCUCUGACGGUUUUCGAAGUCUUUAUUUUCUAGUCUCUGGAGUGACCCUGUUAUAGUCCUGUAGGGAUCUGUACAGUUGGGCUCCUGUACUUCCUAAUUGUGCAGAUACUGGAAAGCGAAGUGUGGGCUUGAAGGUUUGCAUUCAAAGCUUAACAGUUCUAAAACUCACCCAUAUUGUAUAGGUGGCCACCAUGAAAUUUAGUUCUGGAGCACUUUAGGUUCAGUUCUGCCCCAAAGUUUCAGUCAUGCAAUUUCUGAUUUACACAGAGAGGCAUUACCUCGAUUUUCACCACACACUCAUGAACAGAUGUCUGGGGAGAACCACACUGAGUUUACUAAAUGAGGAAGGGUUGAAUUAAAGCCCAUAUAGAUAAGAUGGUGUUUCAGAUAAAAAGGGUUGUGACCCAACAGCGUAUGUAAGAAUCCCACUGAGAGGAAGGCAAUUUCAUUGUUUAAGGAGGAAUUUUGCAAGAUUUGUGCCAGCUCUGUUAUGGCUUUUUUUAAUUCUGUGGCCACCAGCGUGCUGGUGUGCUAACAGACUGAGCAGAAAACAGAACUAAUGUUUUACAGAACACUGCACUGUAUCAUUUUACAGCACAAGUUCUUGAACAAAUGUUUGCAAGGAUCUAGCUCUGCUAUUCCCUUGCAGUUGUUUCCCCCCCCAGCAAUUUGACACUAGCUUGUGCUCUGACAUGAGGCAGUCCAAGGGGUGUUAUGGUGCCUCAUGGCCUUCCUUGAUGCUGCUUUUCCAUGGCCUUUGGUGAUGGCUCUGCUGUUACUUUAUAGGAUUGAAGUAAAUACUUUCCCAUAGAAAGGAUGCUUUGGCUGUUGUGUCAUUAGAUCUGAUUCCAUCUUGUACCACGUAAAUGGUGUUCAGGCUCAAGUAAGAUGAGUAAAGCGCUGCCAUUUGAUUUUGGUAGUACCUUACUGCAGAGGUGGGCUGGCCAGUGGCGUUAAUAGGUCUGGAGCCCUUUGACUGACCAACAAAAUCUCUGCUGUCAUAUGUACUUCAAGUUAUCUUGCAGGGUUUUGUUUACAGCACUGCACAGUCUUUCUGUCAGUAUUGUAUCUUCUUAGCUGUUUAAUUGUGGCUUAGAAAUUAAUACUCAUGGUGGGUCAGGCACAAUGCUCUAAAAUACUUUUGCAAUAAGUUUUAAAAAACUGAGUUAGGUGAUCUAUCACAGAAGACACUGAGAGGACACCAAGUCUGCUCUGUAAGCUCCUUGAGGCAGAAAUCUUAUCUCUUGCAGUCAGAAUAGGAAAGAAGACAAGGAAAGAAAGCUUUUCAGAGAAGAGGGCGAGACAAAAUGUCUUUGGGCACAAGAAUUUCUCUUGGAAGUAGAGUCUGAACCAAAAUCCUACAUUUGUCACUUUGUUACCUCUAGUAGACCUCUCCUCAGUAAUUUUGACCUAAGUUCUAACUUUGGUCCUCGGCAAGCGUGUCUUAAUUUGCUGUUAUGGUGGUGGUUUUCUUUCCAGCAGUUUUCCCACCUUUUGCUGUAAAGGUCUUCUUAUUAUCUUGAUAGGUUGUCUCAUCAUAGAUACCAUACUCUGUGAUCUGUUGACACUGUUUAAGAAGGAAAUUGUUUGCACAGGACUCACUUGCAGAGCUUCCCAGUCACAAACUGGUGCUGGAGCAGGAAAUGGGAACAUCAGGAGAUUUCAUUUCAGGCGCUGUAAUCUCACUUGGAGACCCUGAUUUGCAGAGGUUCGUAGACUUUGGGUAGCAGGACACAGUUGUGGGUGCAUCUGCAUGCUGGAAAGUCCAGGGAGAAGUGCAGUCACACAGAGGGGCAACCUUACCUCCUUCCCCUGCCCAGAGGAGAGGCGGGAGCCCAGGAUGGUCUUUUCCCCUGGAAGCAGCAGCGCUGAAGGUGUCUGUCUCUUCCAAUGAGGUGUAGAGGAGAGGCCGGCUUUGGACAGGAGAAUGUGGAGGUGGGAGAGGGCUUUUAGAGGAUGUAUGAAUGGAGGUGUGAGGCUAUAAAGAUGGAGAUCACAGAUAUUUAUAUGACCCAAGACUUAGCUUUGUGAGUUUGUAUUUAAUGUGUAUUGAUGAGCUGAAUUUCAGCCUUAGCUAUUACAGAAAAUUGGGGAACUGGGAAAAAGAAGACAUUAAAAAAAAUCAAAAUCCUGUACGAAGAUAUAAAGACUGCUUUUGUAUAUUUAUUUUCUUCUAUAUUUUUUUUAACAUUCUAUUUUUCUUCCUUCUUUGUUGGGCAUGACAGGAUAUUUUAAAUUCUUUAGUUGCGAUUAUAGCCAGCAGAGGGAGAUCAAGACCCCAUGUUAGACUCCAACCAUGCAGGCUGAGCUGUAUGAUCAGCACUCGUGGAUGCACUUAAUGGAACAUUCUCAGCAUAGUUAAGUCCUGGAGCCUGAAUCAAGGGGUCGAAAUACAAUCAGGUUUAGUUUUUUUAUGGCUAAACAUAAGGAGGCAUGUUUUGAGGCAGCAAGUCAUAAGUAAUACACGUCUGCACCAAAAUGUUUGUAUCUUGAACAUUUCUGCAUUGUGCUUGGAGUAUAAAAAUGUGAGUAAGAACGCCAAACUUCUUAAAAACUGGCAAAUCCAGUUUCAUCAUCUCAUCUGGAUGAAAUAUAGUUAAAUGCCAUGAACUGCUAACAAGUCCCAAAACAACCUCUGAGAACCCUGGAGAGUGGCAGUGGACAAAACAUUUUGAAAAUAGCCUCUAAAUUUUUUAACACCAUGGUCAAACUUUCUUGUAGACAGUUCUUGCGAAAGCAGUUAAUUCUUUCUUUAGUUUUUUAGUGUAUAUUCUAGGAUCUGUGCAUUCCCGCUACAUCUCAUGUGCCAGAACAAGAAUAAUAAUGAAAUAUGUGAAAAUAAAUCGAGCAGCGCUGGGCUUCCUUUAAGCCUGUAAUUGUGGUUCCUCUGUGACAAUAAGCUCUCAACUGAGCCUUCAUCCAUUGAGCAGUCAGCAUGUUUUAUGCCAUCUCAAGCUGGUAAAUGAGAAUGUAAACCACAUUUUAAAGUAAUUCAUUCUAUAAACUGGUCUUGCAAAUUUUAAAUUACAGUAAUUUGAGUAGAUGUGCAUGUUGUUGCCCUUGCAACAGAGGCAGAUUCUUCAGAACUGAGCAACUUGUUCUUGUGUGCAAACACAUACUGUCAAAAACUCCUUUUCUAGUUUCUUUCAUUUCUUUAAAUCAGCAUUCUGCAAAUGUGUAUUUUUACUGCAAGGGAAGCUGAAGUGUUUAAAUGCUUGAAGACGUAAUUAUAGAUGGAGCGAAUCUUAAGAUACAAGUAACAGCAUUUCCCUUUCUCACUUAAACCUGAUGGGCUAACACUUGUGUUUAUAUACUGCUGCAAACUUAAUUUAGAUGUAGUAGUAAGGACUGAGACAAGUUGUGCUUUGUAAAGAAACCAAAGAAAGGAACUGAACAGACCCUGAGUGAAAACAGUGAGGGGAAUCAGCGUGUCUGGCAUUGACAUAAUACUGCGAAAUCAAUGCUUUGAUCAACUAUAAAGCAUAACAGCUGUGUGAAAGGUUUGCUGGGGUUAGCUGGCAUUAUCUUGUGUAAAGGAAAGUACAUUGUAAACCAGUAAAAGUUAACUGCCAGAGCCCAAUAACGUUUUUGUGACUGGGAAUUAAGAUAAAUUUUUGCUUCUGUUGGCAGAAUGAUAAAAAGAACUGGGGCCAUUUUGCAUACAGGUGAAAGAAGGCGGCGAUGCCCUGUGUUCCACAGAGGCCAAGGCACCGCAGGUACGCAAAGUAGUUCAGCUACCAGUGCUGCCUUUAAUGGAACUGGAUCAUUUUUUACCUGGUUAGUUAUCGACUGGGAGGAGAUGACUUCGGAAAUGGGCAAUACCAGAAAGCGUCAUAGGGUGGCAGCAGAGCAUUUACCACGUGUAAGCAGAAAUUACUGUAUUUUUGCAUAGUUUUUAUAUAGGUAUCUGAAAAUGAGCUCUCAGGAGGGCAGCUAUGGUCAAAGUGCUCUGUGCUUGAAAAGAGGUUUCUCUCCAAAAGUGUUUGCAUGUGUCUACGUAUGUGUAUUUGUAUAUAAUAUAUUUAUGUGUAAGCUCACGCAUACAUGUACACAUAAAAACUAUGUCUCUGCGGCAUCUGAAGGUUUUAACUUUGUGAUAGAGAAGUGAGAAGCUUUAAUGUGAUCACUACAACUACCAUCUCCCAAAUUCGAUCCCGUAUCCCUGGCAGUUCAAGCUUGUUCCUAGAUAGAUUGCUUGGUGCCAGGGUGAAUAAAGCCAUGUAAUUUUUCUAAAUUACUUUUCUGCUGGAAGGAGUCAAAUGGCUCUGUGAACGUGGCCAGCAGCAGUCACUUUCACCAAAACUGAUAGUUUUUGUUAGUCGUAUCUGCCUCUUUGUAAUAAACGUCUGAACAGCAGGAUAGUUGGUAUUUGGUAUCCUUUUAGGAAGGAAUUGACCUCUCUGUAUUUAUUCUACAAUGUAAAUAUUGAGUCGUUUUGCUGAAUAAUGUGGAUGGUGCUUGGAGGGCUUCGAAAAUACUGUCCUUUUUUUGGAACUAGAAUCUAAGCAUCUUUUGGGUGUGUUCAUUCAGUGAAGAGGCAGAGCAUUUGUUUUUGUUGUUUAACAUUGGCUCUGGAGGGGGUUGAUGCUGUACACCUCACAAUAUAGUCCUCACAAAGAAAUGUGUUUUGGCCUUGGGGAGGACACAAAAUGUAGCAUGCAUGAGUACUAACAUGCAUGUUUCCUUUUCAUCUCAUACAAUAUGAAGUUACAACAUUGCUAACUUUUGCUAUUUUUUUGAGAGUUGUUGCUAUUGUAAGUAAAUAUCUUACCUGGUGACGGGAGGCAGUCUUUGAGACAUCAGCACUGAUUUGGUAGGUCAGAAUGGGCACAUCUCUCUUGGCAAUGGCAUAAUAUGCUUUCUGUGAGAAAUGUAAGCUAACACAUCACUUAGGGAGCAAUUAGAGGUAGGUGUUAUAACCGAGAGCUGCCUAGGGGUGGGUGUAAAACGGAGAAUGGGGAAAGAUGGCAAUGACGGUAUGAUAGCAAUGAAACUUCAUUCCUUAUAGUUGGCCCAGAUAUCAUGAGUUUAUCACAUUAGAUGAUCUUCCUUGUAUCUGCAGUGAUUUAACCACAGUGAAUUUGGUUCAUCCCUGCCAUUUUCUGUCAUUAAUGUAAGCAAUUCCCUUGUUAAUUAUUGCAUCAGCUCUGUGAUUAUUUGUGUUUGCCUGUAGUGGGGGGAAAUGUCCCCUCGUGUAGUUUCAUUAUUUGCUUCCAUGCUUUGUGCUAACUUUUGCAGAACAUUAAGAUGUAGACUGGAAAUGACGGGAAUUAUGGUACAGAAGGUCAAGUGUACGAACUCUUACGAUACCUCUCUUUGGCACUAACAUGCGUACUAAGAAUGCAGUCGUUGGUGAGAGUGUGAUGGUAGAAACAACAUUGAGCUUUUCAUCUGUAGAGAAUUUAUGUGAAGUCACUCUGGGAAUAUGUCAGCCUGCAGUGAUUAAGAGAAUAGGUGGUAGGAAAUGAAGGUGAGUAAUGGGAGUGCUGUCAAUUCUUUGUUUGUAGCACAUGUAGCAGAAUUUUCUUGUUUUCUUUUGGACAAAGACACUGAGGGCAGGCUGAUACUGAAAAACUUAUAAGGCUAUUUAUUAGAAAUCUAUUAUACCUUUUUUAGUAUCAAUAUUUUAUGCCCAUUUCAAGACUACGAGUGCUACUUCUGUCUCUUUGAAGAGUCAGCUCUCUAAAUAUCAACUUUGUAACCCUUAGUUAAUUAAUAGUUUUUUUGAACAAAUUGCCUCUGGCUUUCAUUUUCUUCCCAUUCACAGAUUUGUCAACGUGAUUGCAGAAAAAAACCUGCAGUACUGAUUGUCCCGUGCCUAUUUUACAUGCUGACAAUGGAAAAACUUUCUUUUUCCCACAAGUUUGCAAUGACAUUCUCGUCUUCUCUAGGGGUUACUGCAAGAGGAUGACCACCACUUCCUCCCAGUUAAACUUCCCUGUGUCAAAGAUAUUUGAUCAUUUUCAGUGGGUGGAAAAAAGCAGUUAGCAGGCUGAUAGUUGCAUGCGUGCCUCUGCAGGCGGUUGCAAAGGAUGCUAUGUUAGGCCAAAUCUCCAGCAGACAUAAAAACAUCAUGUUAGCAAAAUAGCAUGAGGAUCUGUAAGAUAAGCACUGACUGGUGUGUAGAGUCCCUACAGCCUCUGUGACUGCAGCCAAAGGUCAGAUCUGCUAACAACACUCACAAGAAUUCCUGAAGGUUCCCUUGGAUCUGCCUUGGAUUCAGCAAAAGUGCAUCCAAACCUCACGUGUUUAAAGGGGUGGUUUUUAUGCUCGGUGACUUGCCUGUUUUAAUGAAAGUUCAUUUAAGCUAGAAGGCUUCAGACUGUGUGAUUAGGAAAGACUACACAAAUUCUUGACGGAGCAGGUACCAUGGUUUUCAAGAAGGGCGACCCAAGUCAUCAAAGCACUCAUGUAUUUUUGGGGCAUUUGGAUAUGAAAUGCACUUACUCUGAAGGGACAUCUCUGCGUAGACAGGAAAGCAAUGUAUGUGUGACCACAUGAGUGCUAGUGGCGUCUGGCAGCUUGAGGUGCCUUAGUGUUCUACGAUUUAUUCUGUUCUUGUGGUGGAAGUGAUUUCCCAGGAAAGUGGAGAUGUAAGACUAGUAGAGGAAUUCACUUGAAUCUACACUGAAUAUAGCAAUAUUAGCUAUAAUGCUGACAGCUGGUGGUACCAGUAUCUCUGCACAUGGUAAAUAGCUGUUAGUAAUCCGUGUGGUUGUGUUAAUACCAUGAAUUCUGCUGUAAUGCUCUUUAGGAUGUUUCAGAUAAGUUUUGAUCAUAGAUACCCAAAGAUGCAUCUGAGCUUCUUUUUAUUCAGCGUUUUGAAUGUUCUUGUUUAAGUCCUGACUCUUGUCAGUGGUAAAUUGGGGGCCCAAUUAUAAGUCAGGGGUUUAUGCCUCUUUUCCAAUGUAGCACAAACAUUGGAAUUUCAGGUAAUCUUACAAAAGGAAAUUAAUGAUUGUGUAGUGCUAAUAUCUUUCCAUCAUUUUUGUCCAUUUCCUCUCCCACAAUUCACCAGCAGAGGGCUGAAGGACUUACUACCUACGCUGCUUAAAUUCAUGGGUAAAGUACUCAAACUCCCCUUCUGCAAGAACUGUUUCUGACAGGUUGAUUGCAGAUCUAAACCACUGUGCUUUCUGAGUGCGUGAAGCAUGCUGCAUACCAUACUAAGCUAGCAGGUAUAGCCUCUCCAUAUCUGAGUAAUGUUCACAGCAAGAUGCCCCUUUUCAAACAGCAUGGCAUUUUGAAGCAUUAUUGUUUUACUUCAGAGUUGCCAAGUGGAUGCCUUUCUGCAAUGUGCCGUUUUAAGCUUGAACUGUCUGAUAGUUACUGCUCUGCAUGAGGAAGAUAAGUAGAUAAAGUGGCUGCAAUCAUCUGUCUUGAUCUGAAACUGAUGUCUCUUUCUACAGCAGCCUUGGCUGGCUGCGCAGCGCACGCUCGGGGAAGUUCUUCUAUGCUUCUUGUUGUGUGCCCUGCUGAGUUGGGUUAAAACCAGGACUUUGUAUUAUGAGAAUGUAGCCAAAGGUGGAAACUUGAGCUUCAUGGGAAAGAAAACAGAUCCUUUUGGCAUCUCAGAAUGGUUAGUCCUUGUAAUAACCCAAUAUGAUUUUUUCCUGACUAGAAGACUGGGAUUCUGAGCUCCAGCUUUAAGAGUGGUAGUAAUUAAUCUACUACUCUGCAGAAUUUGUGGUUAGGUUGCUUUACAGCUGUUUUGCAGAAGAAGGAAUUAUUGAUUCUUAGUCUACUAAAGAACCUGAAAGAUUCAGUGGCCUUUUGUCUGCCAUGCCAUGUACUCUGAAAAUAGCAGGCAAUGUCAUUGUGGGGGUUUUUUUGACCCUAAAAGCAGAUUGGCAACAUGCCUUUGGCCUAGCUUUUCCUAUUUGCUAAGUGCUUUGCUGCUAAGAAAAUGCUGUGAAUAAUUGCUAUAAAAUUAUCAGUAAAAAACAUUUUGAUGCUAAAUGCAUUCAGAAUCAGUUUUUUUAAAUGGUUUUCAGGGUGUCUUCCCGAGUAUUUUGAAUCUCUUCUGUAUCAGAAUAUUUUCUCUCUUCUACAAAUUCCAACAAAAAAAGCCAACUUCUACAAAUCGAAUGUUUUCCUAAUUGUAUUUAGGCAGCUCAAUGAAGAGAAAGGAGGUAUGAUUUACUCCUAAGUGCCCUAAGAAAAUAUGUAGGCAAGACUUGAAUAAAAACAAAAUUACCACCACAAUUUACUUUUUCAUCAAUGCCUGGAAUAAAAAUAUGAUUACAUUUCAUGAUAUUAAAUUUGUUUGAAAUAAGUGAUUUUCAAAAGAAUUAGUGAUUUAGGUUCUAUAAUGUUUGACAUGUUUCUUAUGUGCUUUCUGGUCUUUGUUUUGCAAAGACAGAUAAAUAUGAUUGAUAUCAGUCUGGAGAGCGUUUACCUAGAGCAAAGGCAGCUUCUUUUUAUUCUCAACUUCUUAUGAUAGUGAGUUGAGGCUGGUUAAGAUUGGGGCUGUGUUCUAUUAGUACACAGAACAGUAAAUAAUCACUGUCCUAAAGAAACUGUAACCUAAAAAGGCAGUGUGAGGGAAGGGACAUACAGAGAACUAAUGAUAUAAUAACAUGAAUUGCAGUAGCUUUUUUUCUUUUUCAGAUAAGGUAUCUUCUGGGGAAGAAGUGGAUUAGUGGAGGAAAGGAGCUGGCUGAGCCUGUGCAGGAGAACUUUGUACUGCAGGAGAACAAUCCUUGCAGGAGGCAAAUAUUCCUAAUGGAAGCCAAGAUGGUACAAGCACUUCCCAUGCAGGACAGUGUUGCUAUACACACCUAGAUUCUGCUUGAAGUACUACUUGUGAGUACUUAGUCUCCUUUUUUAAAAACUUCUUUAUUUUUACAGAAAUGCUUCAAACCCCCCCCCACUCUGUCUUCAAUCGACUGUAUAGAUAAAAGCAUAUUAUCGUCUCUGAUUCAUAGAUGGGGAAAAACAGUCUGAUAAAGAUUAAAAUCCCACUUCAAGGAAAUGCAAGAACUUCAGCACACAUUUUAAUGUUCCUAUGUUUUUGGCAUAAGCUGAAAGUCUCUGGGAUGCUGUCAGAAGCAAAAAUAGAAUAUACAUUUGAGUUGCAGACAGUACCUCAGCACAAUAUUCCCGGCUGCAGUGUGUGGACAUAAGAAUUUUUCUUUGUAUGCUUGAUAAAAAAUGUAAUGUGUAGCAUAGUCAUACAGGAGAGAGAUUUAUUUUUGUAGUUGGUUAUUUAAUUCGGUGGUUGGUAUACUACAGUAUUGAAGCUUAUUUUGGUGUGGAGAUCAAUGCAAUUCUAACCUUUCUCUUUAGCUUUGCACGUUUUCACAGAAGAGCGUUGUGUCUUUUCUUUGGUCAAGUGCCUUGGAAAUAAAUUCGGAGAAAUAAAUAAGCACAUUUCUACUGUAACUGUGAUGUGCAUAUGUAUUUAUAUAUAUAAUAGUAUUGUGUGUCUUGCUCUAUAUAACAUUUUUAGGUGUCUGUGCAAGCAGGAGAUUUAUGGAGUGUGACUCAUUUUUCCUUCUCCACACUGUUCCAGUGGAAGAGCUCAGUCUGCUAUGAGAAAAACUAGUACACGUUAUUAAGAAUUCCGAUAAAGUAGGCUGAAUAAAUUUGUUUUCUUUGUGAGGCUUAAUCCUGUGUUGUAUUGGCUUCUUGGACAUGGCUAAUUUAUUUGGAAUUCCAUUCUGUUCCCGACAGCAUUCCUGAUUAGCAGUUUGAUCACCCGGAGCAAAGUUACAUACCAGCUUUCAACUCUUGUAAUCUAGCAGUGUAAUUUUUUCAAAUGGACUCUUUUCUUUCCUUCUUUGUCACAGCUCCCCUUCUUUUUGUCUGCAAAGAGACUUUAAAAAUAAGCAGGAUAACCUGUUAAGAGAAUGAAAAACUUGUUCAAAACACAAUAUAGUUUGCUGAAUGCCUGACUUGGGUCUGGUCACAAAGCCUCUGAUGCAAAUAUCAGACUGGAAUAUGGAAGCUUCCAAAAUCAUAGAUAGAUCAGCCUGGGUUUAUUGUAAAUCUAGUGUUCUGUGGCAAUAAAAAAUGAGACUUAAGAAAGCAAACCCUUAAGGAGACAAAGCCAAAGCAUAAAGUCUAAGCCAUGCGAUCCCACACCAUUUUUUUUUUAAAUUUAUUGUGGUAAUGGUAGGUCUGACAAUUCAUUAUUAAUCAUAUGGUUUUAAAUAAAUUUAAGUUUUUUAUAGUUGCACAUAUAUAUAGUGAGAAUAUUGUUAAAUACAGUCAUACUUUGAUCACCUGUCUUCAAAGUUUCCUAAAUCCUGUUCAUUUCUAAGUAAAAAGUUAUAAGAAAUAUCUCAAAUAUACCUUUCAGAUACUUUUAAACAGAAAAAGAAGGUUCAGAUCUGUGUCACCUUAUAAAACUUAUAAAGCAUAACUUUUUUUUCAAUAGUUGAUUUUGAUGGGUGGUAUGAUACCAUCUUUGACUUCUUUUUGUGGUCUAUAGUUUGCCAAAGCACAAUUUUCUUAUGAUAGAUUUUAGAAACUUUAUCCUUUGCUUUAACUUUCACUUGGUAGUCAAGUUAGUCACAAUACUGGCCCUUGAAUGGAAACUGCAGUUGGGUCAUUGUUCACUUCUAUCAGUGCUGACUCAUGCUGUCAAAACAUAUGAUGUCUAGGAAACCCAAAUUUAGUUGUAAACCAGACGCAGGUUUUGAUCUGAUCUCUUCUUUGGUUGAGCACAGGAGGAGCAUCAUCCAAGUGAAGCCAGAGGAAAGGUAGCAUGUAGCAGCCUCCUUCCAUAAUGGUGCUUAAUCUGCCACGGACAGGUAGUUACAAAUGAGAGGGAACUAAGUUUUCCAUUCUGUGACAUUUCUUAAGGUCUCAGUCUGGUUUUGUACAGGAAGCAAAGUUUUUAAGUCAUGAGAGACUUGGGGACAGCCCAAAGAUAGGUGACCACAGCACUUGUCAAAAGACUCAAACUGUGGGUUUAUGCAUGAUUGCCUUGACUGUAUAAUGCCUUGAAGGGCUUCGUUUGUUUUUCUGUUUUGUUCUGAUCUUGAAUUUUAGGGAUCUGAACAGUAGUUCUUGACAAAUAUUUCAUCAAAUCUGGAGCACAUUUGGCCACAUUUCUAGUUUUGAAAAAUGGACAUUUCAGUCAAAACACCGUUUUGCCAAAAAUAAACAUAAUAAUAUUCUCUACCAGAAUGGUGUGAAUUCUAUGAGUUCAGUGAAGAAAAAAAAAAAAAAAAAUCCAUUGAUGAAAGGAAAGCACUGAGAAAGGAUGGUUUAGGGCUGGAUCCAUUAUGUCAGAUUGAAUUCAUUGGUAAUUCCUUAAUUUCCCUAGCAAAAAUUCAGAAGUUCUUUCUAACCAAAAAAAUGACACAUCUAAGCAAGUGUGAAGACUUAGCUUAUGAGUUGGGUCUCUGACCACUUAAGAAGGAAAUGGAUAUAAUCAGUCCUUGAUAACAAGCUGUUCCGAACAUUGUAACAUGAAUUUCAAGUAUGUAUGCUUGGCUUUUCUUCCCUGAGUGACUAAAUCUUUUUGUGUUUUUAUGUUUGUUCACCAUUGGACAUUUUGGAUAUCACUAAUCCUAUAAUUAGCUGAUGUGAUUAAAUAUCAUGGCAUAUACAUCAUCUAUUCUUCUACGUCUCGAUCAUGUUCUGAUCACGCUUCAAGAAAUUCAAGGAAGCAAGAUGUCUGGUGCUGAGCCUUGCAGCGUGCAGCAGUGUGUGGAGGUGAUAAUGGAGUGACAGCUGCAAAGGUCUCAUCAAGUGUUUACUAAAAUACAAACCUCUUUAGGUAAUCACUUUUAAGGCUGAUUUCUAAGUUUUUGUUUCAUUUCCUCCUAGCUCUUCCCCAUGAUUUUAUUGUUUCCUAAAAUCUGUGCUCUUUUGCUUUUAAAUCUCACUGAUUUUUGACUGUGAGGCCUUUGACGAUGAGCUAGAGUUCUACCAAGUCUUUGUUUUUAUGGACACUGAGAUUAUUCUUAAGAGAAGAAAUAUGUAAUAAAUGAAGCAUCUUAGUUCUGUCUUUGUUUCUCUUGGUCAUGGAAAUGGGCAUAUUGAAGUGACUGCAGUGGGAGGAGUAUGUUUGCUGGGGAUUUUCCAGUAGAAAACCAGUGGGGCAGGUGUUUGCUUUCCUUUGACUCAACGCAACAUUGAAUGAUCUUGAUAUGGGUAUGUUGUCACAAGUUAUUUGAAGCAGGAAUUGACUUUGAAUGUCAGGUUUUGUCCUCUAAAGCUAUGAAUACCUCGAUCUGGCUCUUUUUAUUUUGGUAUUUUGUUUUCAGUGUGCCGUAGAAUGCUUGUUCAGGAGAUUUCAUGUAUGUAAACUGGAGCAAGGUGCCUUUUUGACUCUGAUAACUUUAGAAGGUGCAUGAUUCUGAUAGAUAAGUGCCGAUCUUGACUUUUUCUUUUUUUCUUAAGAACAAACUGUGAACUUCUUAGCCACGUCGACAUCUGCAACUCUUUGCUGUUUUCUUUUGUAGAUAUCCUGCCUUUUGAAUGUGUGGUAAAUACAGUAAGUUAAAUAUUCUAUUUUUUAAUUGUAAUUUAUUUUUUGGGGUAUAGUUCAAACUGAUGAUAGCGGAUGUUUUAUGGUUAUUGUUGCAUUGCCUGCCUUAUUGCUUGUAGAUUCAAUUGAUAUUUUAAAAUUUUAGGGUUGAAGUGAUAUUUUAGGAGAUAGACUGCUUUAUAAUUGGAACUGGAAAAUUAGAGAUGAGAUCUGUUGUCUUACAGUUUGAAGGUCAACAAGGAUGCGUAAUAUGUACUUUUUUUCAUUUUAAACUACGUUCAGUGGGUGGUGAUUACCUGGACAAUUAAUUAUGUGAAAAUUUCAAAGCAAAAUAUGGAAUAUGUCUUGGAAAGAGUUUCAAAUUAGGGGAUUUUAAUGAAUAUUUAUAGCAGAAGAGGGUAAUAAUGGUGGUUAUGUGAUGAAAACAUGUUAGUAAUAAAAUAUCAGCUGUCAGGAGUACCAUUCUAUCAUGCCAUUGUUCUCUAGAGAGAUAAUUAGUUGAAAAAGUAUUUUAACAAAAUAAAGUCUGAACAGAGAGGAUGCUCUUCUGUGUGAUACAGCAUACAUUUUUCAAAAAGGCAAAUCAUUAAAAAUGGUGCCAGGCAUUAGGAACAUCUGUUGUGCGAAAAAGUAUGUUUGGGGAAAUCCAAAUAAUAAUUAUCAAUGUAUAGGCUUUAAACAGAGCUUUUUCUCAUUCAGACUCAAAAUACUUUACAAAGGAGGGAAGAACAGCUAUCCAUAUUAAAUUGCAUUUUCUAAAAUCUAACCAUAUAAUGUUUUCAUCUGGCACAUAGAUUUGCCUUCCUUAUGCUGUGCCAUUAAUUUUCUGUGGGAGGAAAUCUACCCUAAGAAGUGAAAUCUAAGCAGGAAAGCACUAUCCUUCCAUCUUCAGCAACUGAAAUGCUGUAUUCCUUUGUGUGAAUAAAUGUAGUACCUAUGAAGACUGCCAAGUUGACAGCCGUGGCAUGCGGAGCCAUAGACUGCCUAUUGACCAGGCAGCCAUGGUGGAAGCUUACCCGGCUUUAUAUAAGCCUGUCCCAAGCAGAGCCCAGUGCCAGCAAGGGUUGUGUGGUUUCUGUUCUGGCUUUGACACCUCUCAGGGAACGCUGGAGAUGGCAUAGCUGAGAAGCACUUGUGAGUCCAGCGAGGAGGCACCUGUUCACUUGGCACUGGAAUGAACCACCAAUUUGUUCCUCAUGUACCCUUAAAUAACCACCGGGCUUCUCACUGCUAACAGAUUGAACUGGAGCUGAUGGCCAAGGCACAGGAUGUGCUGUAUUACAUGACAGUCUCAUUAGGUACUAUUGAAAUCAGGAAAAUCCUUCUGGUGAUUUUCAGCAAUCCCUAGAGAGUAUGGACAGCAGGAUUGCACCAGGAUAAAGGAAGAUGGUUGUCACAAAAGAUACACUUUCAGGUACAGCAGUCACAUCCAUUCAGAGGCAACAUUCACAGAUAUGUGCUUUUCCCCCCCAAAAAAAGCAGAUACCAUUGCCUCAGCCAAAAAAUCAAUUUACAGCCACAAAAUGAGCCAGUUGCCCAGCUGAGUAUAUAAUAUAGAGCCCCUGACUGUGGGCUUACAGUGGUGGUAUUGUAGCAGAUAGACCCACUGAACAAUUUGUCAAAGUGUUUUUCCUGCUUAAAUCCCUUUCAGAUGAGAUGAAGAUUUCCUUUCUUCUCAUCUGUGUGGAUGUAGGUCCCUUAGAAAAAUGGUUUAGGGAAAAAGCUGUCAGGAAUGGCAUCUUGCUUUAGGGCAAGCUGAUAGACUUUUUGGGUCCCUUUCAUCCUUUUGCGUGUUUAUGGAGGUGACCCUAGUAACAUUUAUGUGUACGUAUAUUUGUUCUCUCGAGCCUACUGCAUUUUUUUCACCAAAAUCUUUACUAGUUGAAAGAAGUAUUCCCUUUAAACUCAGCAUCUUUUGUAGGUAUGAAAAGACACUCAUUGUUUGGUGCACCUCUGCAAAGAUUCCUUCUUAAUCCUGGUUGUAUGUAUUCAUCCCUUGGUUGAGCCUUCAUAUGCAGAGGAAUUUGAGUUGAUUCACAUUCCUUCAUAAAUGCACAUAGGGUAAUACAUCAGACUUUCUUUCCGUUCAAGCAAUAUGAUCAGCUCUGACACUUUUCAAUUACAUUAAAAAAAAAAAUCUCUGUAGUAGUUAAGAACACCCAUUAGUGCGAACAAACUCCUGAAACCCCUUAAAGUGUUUGCUUUGCCAUGCCAUUUAACUAUUUACAAAGCCUGGACCUUUGCUCCUGAUACACAGUCAAUAAAAGGGCAUAGACUGUUUUUUUAAUUGAAAUGUAAAUGUAUUUGUGUUGUCCUUGUAGAAGGCAAGGUAUUGACUCUCAUGAGGUUACCCCAAUCAGGACAAAUCUGACCAGAAAAUGGUAUUGUAAGAGAAUACCGACACUCAAUAUUAUUUGGUUUAACCCAGAGUUUUGAAAAUCAAGGAGGUAGUCCUGACACUGUGUUAUUGCUUGGACCUUGUCUAAGUCAUUUCACUUGCUGCUUAUCCUUCGCUUUUUUGCCUUCACAUCUUCAUUUGUCCAGGUCCAGUUGCUGAAGUCCAGGCCCAGGCAAGGUAUUACUUGAACAAUUAUAAAAGUUCCUUGUUUUCUUCUUGAACUGGACCCUAGAGCUUGUUCUUGUUCUAGCAGGGACUUGGCAUCACUGCGGAACUCAAGGUAUUACUGUACGUAUUCCGAUUUUAAAGGAAAAAUAAUGUAAAAUUCACAGAGCUUUAAGUCUCUGAAUCAGGCUUUAAUUUCUUCUUAGAUGGAAAGUGUGGUUUCUGGGGAAAGGAGCUUACUAGUUGAGCAAGUUCAAAAAGAUCUUGGCAGUUCCAGUAAUUACUCAUUUCAUCAAUCCAUCUAUAUUUAAAGUGAGCUAAACCGAGUUCUUUCCUAUAAUGGCUGCUUCAAAUAAUGCUGCUUUACAUUUGGAGAGCCAAAUAAGGAAAUAGAACAUAAUCUUCCAGGAGUUUCUUUGCCUUUUAGUUCAUAUAGCCCAGAAACUUGCUGUAGCAGGGGCCCUUCUUUCUGUGAAACCUGUUUAACAUAUUUGACUAAACAAACUAUCUCCUAAAGAAAAGCAGGAGCUUUUUUUUGUGUGUGCCUUGCUCUAGCAUUGGCUCUUGAGGACAUUUCUGCAUUUGUAAAUGUACUAAAUGAGCGAUGGAUUUUGGACAGCUUCUAUGUUCUGAUUUGUGUUGUUGUGCUUUUUUUUUUUCCCUCACCCCCCCCUCCCCUUCUUCCCCUUUUAAUUUGUCUAGGGAAAAAAAAGCUCCUCCAGUGUUGUUUCCUGCAAAGACCAUUCUUAAGAGCUCAUUGGACAGCGCAGGGCUCCUGAAGUGAUAGCUAAUUGGUGAAAGAAAGGCCUCGAUUGUCUUGAGGGAGCUGGAAAGUGCUGCGUGUGCUGCUGAAAGGGACUAGGGAGAAGGUGCCUGGUUUCGCUGAGCAGCUGCUGCGGGAGAUGUUUGGAGAUUACAUCAGCAUUGGAAAAAAGGGGCAAAAAAAAAAAAAAAAAAGAAGUCCAACUUCACAGAGACGGAGUUUAUGGAGUUUUUUCCCCCUUCCAAAGGUCUUCUGACAAUACUGUCAUUGUCAAUAUAAGAGUUGUUAAUUCUUUAUGAAUAGCACAUGGGGCCUCUUGACUAACUAGUACGUUACAUGUCCCAAAUCUGUCAGCUGGACUCUUCUCUCACAUGCUAGUGAGAUCACUUUGAUUGGAAUGUUACAGGAAUUGCUGGGCUGGCCCUGCAGAACUGAAUGCUGCAUUAUAUAAUUAGGUCUCCCAGAGUACAUUUUUUUUUUUUUUUGCAUUAUUUCAUUAUUCUAGCUUAAACAUGGAAUCAGUCGUUUUGAUGAUUUUACUGGUUGUAAUUAUAUUAAUACGAUUCAUUUUGUGGUCCUGUCUUAGUGCUUAUAUAGAUUAUAAACUGUCCCGAAGGUUUCCUGACACAAGGAAAGAGGACUAAGAGACUUCAAAAAGCUUGUUCAGAUUUGAAUUGAUAAUGGGGAGAACUGGAUAAGGUAAAUGGAGUUAGAGCAGAUUUUUACCUGGGGAUCUGAUGAGAGAGAAAUGACCUGUUGAGACUGCAACUGAGUGAAGAUUCUUCAGAAAGCCUCACGUUGACAGAGGGGCUAAAAAUAAUGACAACUGAUUGAGUCAAAUGACUUCCUAUCAAACUUGGGUAUGAACUGAACAGACUUAUGAAGUUCUGCCAAUUAAAUGAUCUGGACAAGCUGGAAGGAAUCCUAUUGCUGGGCAAUCCGCGACGGCCAGUGGCCCGGUCUUGAUUAUGUGAAACAUGAUUGCGUGCUGCCUGCUGGACUAACUGCUAGUCUGUUCAUUAAGAUGUCGUCUCCACAGCCUGCCUGGAUGCAACAACUGACUGUGCCUGAAUGAAGCUGAGGAUUGCUGGCUGAGCUCUAUAUCCACGUGCUGCGCCAUGGACUUGCAGGAGUAGAUUUUUACCUGUUUGGCUGAUUUGUUUCCAGAUUCCUUGUGGUUCCACUUGGUCAGUUGGCUCUGAAACUCGGUGAAUGUUUUUAACUGACCAUAAACUGCUGAAUGUUCACAUUUCUUAUCAAGCAAUGUAGGAGUACCAAAAUGAGCUGGACACCACUGGAAUAGUCUGUUCCAUGAAAAACAGACCUGUGCUGCAGAGAUUGUCUGAUGGACUCUAGCUGUGCUUGAGCAGCACUGAGGAGUGUGGGAGGCACAUAUAACAGCAUAAUAUGCAAUGAAUUUUGGCUCCAAAGCCCUGCAAAUUACCUUUAUUUCUAGCCUUUAAUAAGGACCCUAGUAGGACACUGAAGGACACCAAGGUCAUAGUGACUUAGAACUUUUUUAUUAACUCACCUUGCAAAAUCAAAUUAGUGCUUCCAAGUGAACCACUGGCUUUCAAGCCGAUGUUAUACUAAGACAAACAUCCAAAAGUCUUACUGCAUAUACAACUCAAUUUAACAUCUACUUUCAAGAACUCAUUGUUUUCUACAGUAAAAGUAAAAAAAUGGUAUUGCCUUGUCUGAGAAAUGCAGUGUCUUUGCCCCAGUCACCUGUAGAAAAAAAAAUCCUUUUUGGGUUGAUAAUUUUCUGUGUGAUGUAAGAAGCCACUUCACAAACUGGCUUCUGUCUCUCUUGAUAGCUCAUAUGAUUAGAGUUCAGGCUAGGCAAAACCCUACAGUAUUCCCAUGAGUUUCUGGCCCAUUCAGGCCAGAAUCCUACAGGCUUGUGUAAUUAGUAACUGUUAAUCAAGUCUCAUCACUUUGUCUUUUGAAGCCUCCUAAAAUUCAGACAUGAUAGCUGGUACAUGUUAAUGUUGUGAAACAGCAUAAAUGUUGGGUCAAUUGAUUUCAGCCUCAGAUUUUAUUUAUGGUGGGUGACCAAUCUACAAAACAGCCUGCAGUGACUGAAGAUGCAUGUCAUUGACUUGAAAUCUAGCCAGAUGAUAAUAAAUUAAA